Molecule: messenger RNA, 2520 nt
Organism: Loa loa (African eye worm)
Lineage: Eukaryota; Metazoa; Nematoda; Chromadorea; Rhabditida; Onchocercidae
Product: eukaryotic translation initiation factor 5
Exons: 11
Coding region: 725-1987 (420 amino acids)
Biological process (GO): formation of translation preinitiation complex; formation of cytoplasmic translation initiation complex; translational initiation
Cellular component (GO): cytosol
Molecular function (GO): translation initiation factor activity; eukaryotic initiation factor eIF2 binding; GDP-dissociation inhibitor activity
Source: RefSeq, a predicted model, not a curated record
AUUUUCAGGAAUUCUUGUGGAUAUCCUCAGGAGAACAGUAAGUCGUUGGCCUCGAACAGUUGCAUGUUUUUACACCCCAACAAUAACUUUAGCAUUUGCGAUUUUAUGGUUGACAACUCUCAGGAAGGGAGGUUGUCGCGAAAACGAAAGAAACUGAAGGAAACUUUCGAAGAGUCGUGUGGCGAAGAAUCGCAUUGCUUGUUUACCCUUAGUCACGUAUGCCAUUUGGAGGAUACGCAGUGCACAAGCAGUGGUCUGGUCGCUUCCACGUCAGAAUUUUCUCCUAACGUUGACUCCAAUACUGUUGCAAAGUAUACGGCAGUAUCAAUCCUGUCUUCAAAGGUCUGCUUAUUGAAAUUGAUGCGGUGUCGCCCGCUAUCGUCGGUUGUGGACAGUCAGCUGAAAAGACGUUUCAAAAGUGGCAACUAUUGCGGUAAAACCCGUUCAUAAACUGGAAAAUAGCAUAAAAACAUUAAUUUGGAAUGACUUCACUUGUAGCAGUUGUUUGGGUAUUUUUUAGAUUACAGAUGGAUUUAGUGACUUUUAUUGUCAUGCUAACUGACAUGUUGGAUUUUGUAGAACUUUUCGUUGAUGUUGGGAUAAAGUAGAGAAGACACACAGUAGAAAAAAAAUUUUUUUGAUUUCUUGAACACUCUCUAGAUCAUUUUAGAUAAUCAUUUGACAGGUUUUCCACGGAGUUUAUUCAUCAUAAAAUUGAACGGAAAUGGCUAUCAAUAUCAACCGCAGCGUACUCGAUCCCUUUUACCGUUACAAAAUGCCCCGUCUACAAGCCAAGGUCGAAGGCAAAGGCAAUGGAAUCAAAACUGUCAUUGCAAACAUGACCGAAAUUGCCAAAGCUCUUGAGCGUCCACCAACUUAUCCAACUAAGUAUUUUGGGUGUGAAUUGGGUGCGCAAACCAAUUUUGACAUGAAAAAUGAACGUUUUAUCGUGAACGGCGAGCAUGACGCGGCCAAACUGCAAGAUAUUCUCGAUGGUUUCAUCAGAAAGUUUGUGCUAUGUGCAGCAUGUGAGAAUCCUGAAACUACUUUGAUUGUGAAAAAAGGCCAGAUCCAUAGUAAAUGCAAAGCGUGUGGAAAUACUUCACUCAUCGAUCCUAAGCAUAAGCUGUCGACAUUUAUCAUGAAGAAUCCACCGAAAGUGGAUGAGAAGGAAAAGAAAGAAGGUGGUAACAGUGGUUCGACAGACAAUUCGGUAAUAGAUGGGGAAAUUCCGAGUGAUAAAGAUUUGAAUGGAAGUGCUUCGGAUAAUCUUGAUGAUGAUUGGGCAGAGCCAAUUGAAGAUCCGGCUGGAGGAGUUUCUGCACAAAUUGGUAAACUGAUAAUUAGCAGAGAUCUCGACAAGCCAAUUGAAGAGCGGCUUGAUAUGCUUCAUCAAUAUUUCCUGAAAGCUAAAGCCGAUGGCACACUUCAGAAUAGUAAGAAAUUGCUAAAUGAAGCGGAAAGAUUGGAGCUGAAAUCAAAAGCUGCUCUUUUGUUGGCCGAUGUUUUAUUUGAUACAAACGUUGUCAGUCAGAUCGUGGAAUAUCGGAACAUCCUUCUGCGUUUUACUGUUAACGACCACAAGGCUCAACGCCAUCUUCUAGGUGGCAUUGAACAACUCAUUUCGAAACAUUUCGACACUUUGUUUCCGAAAUCAGCCCACAUCAUUAAAGCACUUUAUGACAACGAUGUGGUGGAGGAGGAAGUUCUUCUUGCCUGGGGUGAAAAGCCGACCAAGAAGUAUGUUAAGAAGAAAUUGUGUGCGGAGAUAAUCGGUAAAGCGCAGCCUGUUUUGGAUUGGUUGAAGAAUGCAGAGGAAGAUGAAAGCGACGAUGAUGAUGAAGACGGAGCUAUUGAGUUUGAUGAUCGCGCCCGAAAGGUGGGGACAGUUGAAAUGGAUGCGGCAAAGACGACGAAUGGCACUGUGCAAAUUGAGAAGAUCAAAACUGGGGAUGAUGGUGAAGAGGUUGACAUUGACGAUAUUUAGAACUGAUUAAUCUUUCGUCAUGAAAGGUGUGUGAAAAUUGUCUGUUUUUCUUGCCAUUAGAAGGUAAAAAUUCUCCAUGUUUUCUUAUUUAGAUAUGCAGAGUUCUAUUUGAGUAAUGAGAUAAAUUCCAUUAUUGUAUGCCGUACACACCAUCUUCGACUUUCUGUCCUUUUUGUACUAUUCUUUUUUUUCAUUUGGUACUCUAAUGAUUUUUUUCGGCACUCCAUAUUCUUACCAUUGAUCUAAAUUUUGUCCGGAAAAUGUCUUUUUUUGAAAUGUCAUUACUGAAUUAUUUGCUUCCAUAUCCUUUUUUAUUUAAACUGUAUGAGGAGGAAUCUGACGAAAGAAUUGAGCUGUUCUAUGAAGCGAUGAAGUUUUUCCCACGUUGAUGGCAGAAUAAUCAGAUUUUCAAAAUCUGUUUUUAAAGUCACUGAUUUUCCUACACUUUCUGGAUUCGAGUGACGAAUAAUAACACUGUUGACAAGAAUGCAGGAUCUAGUUUGUUACGAUAUCCAAAUAAAAUGAGCAGUCGA